GAAACGCAAUGUCUGACAGAUUCCGAAAAUCUGGCAUGAGGUUCUGCUUGCAUGCCCUGCUGACCUACCACGCCUUUCCUAACCGUAUUUUAGGGCUGGCGUGGACCGGAGCUAUGUGUUCAGAUGUGUCUAACAGAGUAGAAGAAACUACUUCACUUACCACAGGUUUAGAUGAAAAACAUGGGCCAGUGCAUAAUCUCAAAGUUAACUUGGUUCUGGCACAUGGCCACAACUUUGGCAGUAGCCAUGACCCAGCAACGGCUGAGUGUUCACGUCCAUCCAACCAGGGUGGGAACUUCCUCAUGUGGGCAAAGUCUGUCUCUGGAGAACAUCCCAACAACAAGUUGUUCUCACCAUGCUCCAGAGUAGCUAUUGGAAGACAACUAAUGAUGGCCACCUGUUUAACGAGUAACGAUGUAAACCAUGGCUUCUGUGGCAACAGCAUUCAGGAUCAUGGCGAAGAGUGUGACGCAGGUGCUGAUGGAGCCUUGGAUUUAGAUGAGUGCUGUUCGGCCACCUGCAUGCUGCGCGAUGGAGCAAUCUGCAGUGACGCAAUGUCCCCUUGCUGUAAAAAUUGUAAGAUGGCUGAGAAGGAUAUUGUGUGUUCUGAUGAAGGGGAUUACAGCUGCAUACAGAAGUCAUUUUGCAAUGGGAUGUCACUUGACUGCCCAGAGGCUGCAAAAGGAAAGGAUUUUACAAGCUGUUUUGAAGGAGGGACCUGCUACAAUGGUAGCUGUGUUGGCUUCUGUGAACUAGAAUCAAUCAACAGCAAUUUUUCAGUCGUUCUAAAGCCCUGCUUGUGUGCUGUCCAUGAUAAAACAGCAUGUACAUCCUGUUGCUUUGACGCCACUGACCCAGAUAAACCUGGGCCUUGUUUAUCAAGAUCUGAGGAGGUCCACAAAGAUGGACACCCAUGCUAUUAUGGCUUUUGUGAGAAUGGCGAGUGUAAAUCACAUGUCACGUCUACUGUCAAACGAUUUUAUAGCUAUUUAACCUCCAUACCUACCGAUAAAUUAGACCGGUUCAUAAAAUCAAAUUUAGUUAUGGCUAUAAUAUUAAUCACUCUGAUGCUCUGGAUCCCGUUCUCAUGUUUCGUCUUUUUAAAUGAUCUUCGACAACGAGCACGCAGGGAGAGGUUAUUUAUGAUAUUCUUCGCUGGUAGCGGAGAGACCAAAAAGGAAUUAAAGAAGAAAGAGAGUUCCUUUCUACAAUUACUGUAUCUUAAGGGCCAGAGACCUUCAGCUGACCAAUCAGGGACCUCAGAACAGGAAAUCACAUGAACAUCGAGCCAGGAAAAUUAGUGUUGACAGUGUUAAGAUUAGUAGUUUGGUGUAUAAACUAUUAUUUGCAUUGAGUUAAAAAUACUGUUUACACCAUGUAAAUAAAACCAUUAUGUUUACAUUAUGUGUACAUUUAUUUUUAAAAAAAUGUUUUUUACAUUAAAUAAUGUUAUUAUAUCUGGAUGAAUAAAAAAUUGAAUGAUUACAUUAUGUAAGUGAAACUAAUGUAUAGGCCUACAUUAUGGGCCUACACUAUCAUGUUACUACUAUUAUCCUUACAUGAUUU
This is a messenger RNA of Physella acuta, 1566 nucleotides long. Its product is annotated as ADAM 17-like protease. The record is from RefSeq and is a predicted model, not a curated record. Gene Ontology annotation, biological process: membrane protein ectodomain proteolysis; Notch signaling pathway. NCBI's taxonomy places the organism in Eukaryota, Metazoa, Mollusca, Gastropoda, Physidae. Gene Ontology annotation, molecular function: metalloendopeptidase activity. Gene Ontology annotation, cellular component: plasma membrane.